AUGGAGGAACAAAGUGUCGACGAAGUUACAUUAUUAAAUUCUCAGAAACGUGCGCGUACUUCAUCGUCGAGUUCGGAUAGCAGUGAUUCGUCAAAAAGCAGUGUUUACAGUCAAACAAGGAGACACAAGAAAAGGAGAAUGGAUCGAACCGUGAGUAAAGAACAUUUAGAAUUUUUAUCCCAGCAAGUGGCCUUUUUAACUAAUAUUAUUACAAAAUCUAGUGAAGUUACAUGCCAAAACCAAAAAAUAGUCCCUUCACUUAAUCUUAACUUGCACCGACCUACAACAGAAGGCGGGGACAAAAUAAACCAGCUCAAGCUAUCAGAUUUGAGUACCAAGCAAUUUAGGCGCGCCAGAACAAAUAUGCAGACUAUUAAACGGCUCAUACAUCCCAUUCAAACUCAAGCCACCUCUAAUACUUCCAAAUCCAAUUGUGAUUCAGAGUUACAGGACCAAAACUUCCUUAAAUAUGACUCGCCAAAUUCAAAGUAUGUUAAAGUCUGGAGUACUCGAACAGGCGGAGCCGAGUGCCAGCUUCCUUUCCACAUUCUUUUUGGUGCCAAAACCAGACGGCAGCUGCCGUCCAUUAUUGAAUUUGAAACAACUGAACAGGUUCGUCAAAACGAAACCCUUCAGACUGUUCAGUCACUUUCGAGUACCCACCUUUCUGCAGCAUCAGGAUUGGAUGGCAAAAUUAGACUUAAGCCAAACCUACUUUCACGUUCCGAUUCCUCGGCGUCAUCGAAGAUAUUUGAGGCUGAAUUAUCCCAUCAAUUCAAACCAGCACCAACUGCUUCAGAUGACCUGUUUACCGUUUGGCCUUUCCUCUGCGCCGAGAACGUUUGCCUCAAUAACAAACUGGGUAGCAGAGUUUCUCAGGAAUCGGGGCAUCAGAUGUGUAGUUUAUUUGGACGAUUUUCUAUUGGCAAGCCAGUCGAUGCAACAACUACAAGAAGAUAUAUCUUUAACGAUAAAGAUCAUGCAGUUACUGGGUUGGACAAUAAAUUUCGAAAAGUCCGUGCUGACUCCGACACAGUGCCUCGAGUUUCUCGGCAUAACAUGGGACACAAAACUCAAUGCAAUGUCCUUAUCGGAGAAAAAGUGCUUAACGCUACGCAACGCACUUCAGCAACAGCUCUUAAAACGCAAGUGGUCCCUCAAAGAGUAUCAGAUCUUAAUGGGGAGACUCAAUUUUGCCACUUACGUAACCCGGAGAGGUCGGCUUCACUGUCGAACACUGCAAUACUUCAGUCGACAGUUGUCAAAGGACCACCCUUACCGCCAAGUGAGUAUUCCACUACCAGUUCAGUCGGAGAUGGAAUGGUGGCUACAAGCUGUAGGUCAAUCUGUACCGAUACACACGAAUGUAGUACUAACUCACCUUCUAACAACCGAUGCUUCAGACAUCGGCUGGGGCGCGCAACUCGGCGAUAUAAGUAUCGGAGGGACCUGGACGAAACGGCAACUAACCUGGCACGCAAACAGAAAAGAAAUGUUCGCAGUUCAGGCAGCGAUAUCACACGUACAAAAACUGCUACAGAACUCACAAGUGCUUCUUCAGACGGACAAUCGAACAGUGGUGUCUUACAUAAACAAGGAAGGCGGAAGCAAGUCCAAAAAGCUUCUCGAGCAAACUCUACAACUACUUGCACUUCUAGACAAAUUCAAUAUACACCUUCAGGCCCAGUACUUCCCAGGCAGAUUCAAUGUCGAAGUGGACGCCUUAUCACGCCAAAGGACUUGCCCCGAGUGGCACCUAACAACAGCGGCGACAUCCAAAAUAUUUCGAAUGUGGGGCACGCCGGAGAUAGACCUAUUUGCGUCGAGUACUGCUCACGUGACCCCGAAGUAUGUUUCAGUGAACAUUCAGGACAAGCAAGCACAACACCACAACGCGUUUUUUCACCAGUGGCACUACAAACUAGCAUGGUUAUUCCCACCACCCAAUCUUAUUCCCAGAGUCCUAAACCAUUUGAAUCAAGCCAGCGGACUAUAUAUAUUAAUUGCCCCAAAAUGGAACAAGGUUUUUUGGCAAGCAGAUGUUCAACGCCGAGCUCUGCACCCCCCUUAUCGGAUUCCAGAUCUAGUCCACACUCUAGUAGACACGAGAACAGGCAUACACCCUCCACAGAUUCAAGACUUGCUCUUGGAAGCAUGGUUGAUUUUGGGUGGCAAGAUGUGUUAACAGAAUGGACAGAUAAAGAACAGAAAUUGUUAAUAUCAAGUUGGCGAGGCUCUACGAUCAACACAUAUAAACCUGCAUGGAACAGAUGGAAAAAAUGGUGCGAGUUUAAUUCGGUUAAUUAUAAAUAUCCUCACCCAGAACAAGUAGCCCGUUAUCUGGCACAUUUACAUUGUGAUAUAGGUCUUGCUUACAGAACAAUUUUAGUACAUAAAUCUGUGAUUUCAACAUUCACUCACUUAACUUCAAAAGUAGAUUUAUCUUCAAAUUUCUUUAUAAAACAUAUGUUAAAAGCAAUAUCUAUGGCCCGUACCAGACCAGUAAAGCCACCAAUUUGGAAUCCUAAAUUUCUUAUGCAGUAUAUAAGUAAAUAUAAUCCAAAUGAAAACAAUCUGUAUGAAGUAUCUAGGCAUACUGCUACAUUAUUACUUUUGGCUUCUAGUCGGAGAGUUCAUGACCUCACUUUGUUACAUAUUGACAAUAACAGUUUAAUAGACGACCAAAGUAGCAUAAUCUUAUGGCCAGCUUUUGGUUCCAAAACGGACAGCAUUAAUCAUAGACAGUCUGGUUGGAGGCUUAAAGAACAUCCUGACAAAAAUUUGAAUAAUAUUUACUGGAUAAGACAGUUACUAAAGAUAUCUAAAAAUCGCAGAAAGGCUAUAAAUCAUUUAUUUAUUACAGCUAGAGGUGACGCUAAGCCAGCAUCCCGUACUGUAAUUGCUGGGUGGGUAAAAUCGCUUCUGAGAGAGGUGGGUAUUGAAGCUACUCCUGGUUCAGUAAGAUCAGCAGUAUCUUCCUUAAAUUGGUUAGAAAAUUUUUCUCUAGAUAAAAUCCUUGAGACUGGUAAUUGGAAAACUGUACAUACUUUUAAAAAUUACUAUAAAAAAGAACUAAAGGAAUUUGACAUAAAUAAUUCUGUAUCUUUAUCAAAUUAUUUUGAUGCCAUUAAUUGA
Parnassius mnemosyne (clouded apollo) is the source of this 3135-nucleotide messenger RNA. NCBI's taxonomy places the organism in Eukaryota, Metazoa, Arthropoda, Insecta, Lepidoptera, Papilionidae. The record is from the annotation of a GenBank genome assembly.